Molecule: messenger RNA, 2342 nt
Organism: Chara braunii
Lineage: Eukaryota; Viridiplantae; Streptophyta; Charophyceae; Charales; Characeae
Source: the annotation of a GenBank genome assembly
GGAUAUUGUAUGGGGGAAAUCCCUCGGGAGUGGUGGACAAAUAUAAAAUAAAAGUAAAAUAAAAUAAAAAUUAUAAAAUGGAAUUGCCUGGGUGGCCAGAUAGAGGAGUUGGGGCGGCGGCUGGCGAUGGCGGUCCGGAUGCAGGUCGUCUUGCUAUAGGCAUAGAUUUGGGCACCAGUUUCUCCUGCGUUGGCAUAUGGACCAGGGGGGAUGUAUAUAUACCAAGGAAUGAGGUCGGGAGCGCGAUGACGCCAUCUGUCGUUGCCUUCACGGCUGAGGAGCAGUUGGUUGGCGCCAGAGCAGUGGCUUUCGGUAAGGUUCAUCCUGAGGAUAUGGUGUUCGAAUCCAAGCGGUUGAUUGGCCGUACGGCUGACGAUGCUUCCCUACAGCUGGACAUGAAGCGGUGGCCCUUCAAGGUGGUGAAGGGUCAAGCCAAUCGAGCGGUCGUUUGGCUUCCGCGGUUGUCCGCGGAAGUCAGUCCGGAGGAAGUAUCAGCGCGCCUGCUCGCGCACAUGCGCGGCAUUGCGGAGGACUUCGUAGGCAAAGGAAGUGCCGAGGGCGGCGGCGGCGGCGGCGGCGCGCAGUCCAACGUCGUCGAUGCUGUCAUUACCGUUCCCGCGUAUUUUAACGAUGCUCAGCGGCAGGCGACGAAGGACGCCGGCGCCAUCGCCGGCCUCAACGUUUUGGAGCUAAUGAACGAGCCGACGGCGGCGGCUCUUGCGUUCGCCUAUCAGCGCUUGCUUGCGCACGGGAAGCGGACGGUGAUGGUGUUCGAUCUCGGCGGCGGGACGCUCGACGUAGCGAUAAUGACGAUCGACGGCGACGAUUUCGAAGUGAGAGCGCUGGCCGGCGACACACACCUCGGCGGCGCCGAUUUCGACGCCAAUUUGAUCCAGCAUGUGCUUGCGACAGUCAAAGAGCGAUACCCGAAUGUAGAAGUCUCGCCGAAAGCUCUUCGUCAGAUACGCGAGGUGUGUGUCCAGGCCAAGAUUCAUCUUUCCUCCGCUAACGACGUCGUCUUCGACAUCCCGAUAUUGCCGAGUAUGGCUGAGGAGCUGGAGGUUAGGGUAACGCGAGUAGAGUUCGACAAGAUGAAUCAGGAUCUGUUCAAUAGGUGCAUCGAGUGCGUGCACGUGGCCCUUCUUGAUGCGGGAAUCACUAAGGAGGAAAUCUCAGAUGUGUUAAUGGUAGGCGGGUCCUCUCGCAUUCCCAAAAUUGCCAAUAUGCUAGCGUCGUUCAUGGGUAAGAGACCGCUGACCUGUGUCAAUCCCGACGAAGCAGUGGCGUACGGCGCCGCUGUCCAGGCCGCAAUCAAGGCUAGCAGAGGGAGAUCCGCCGCUGCCGCCGCCGCCAGCGCCGCCGGAGGUGGGGGGAAUUUCAAUGCCCCGCCAACACAGGAAGCAGCAGCAGCCGUCGAGAUCGGGACAGGGUACGAUCAGCCUCGAUCGGUGCGAUUGCAUGAAGUCGUCCCGCGCAGUAUCGGCGUUGAGCUGGAUGGAGAUGCAAUGCACGUGGUCAUACGGAAGAACUCGCGGCGACCGGCCACAGGAACAUGCGUUCUGACUACGAGUAAAGACUACCAGACGACGAUGCAAUUUCCGGUGUACGAGGGGGAGAGCACGUGCUCGAAAAAGAACCACUACUUGGGGAAGUUCUGUCUGUCGGGAUUCGAGCCCGCGCCGGCAGGAGAGGCAUCUGCGGAGGUGACCUUCAACGUAGACGAGAAUGGGAUUCUCAGUGCGACGGCGCGAGCCCUGACUCGGAAUGCGGAGGGGAGAACCGCCGUCGCCACCAUCACCACGGAUAAAGGCAGGUUGACGUCCCAAGAUAUCCGCAUGAUGGCCAAUCAGUUGAAAGCGUUCAGCAAUUUGGGAGAAGCAGGUGAUCGGCUUCGGACGCAGGGGGGUUAUGCGAGAGAUCAUCACCCGGUGGUCAACCAUGUCAAUCCCGAUCCCGAUCCGUGGUUCGGGCAUCGUAAUAAAGAGAAUAAUCUCUUCUUCCGCGGUCAGCAGACCGAUCAUCAUGGUGGUUGUGUUGAUGGACGACGGGCUUAUCAGUCUGACGUAGGGGCAUAUUUAAUAGAAAGGGGAAAGCCACAGGAGGUGGGACCAGCAUAUCGUUAUCACGGUGGUAUGUGUGGGCAACAGGUGGGGCCGCAGUCGGGAUUUAACCCACAGCUGCAGCGAUCGAUCCCCGUGGUGAAUGAUAACGACAGUCAAAGGCCGCCAAGCCGUGAGCCCACAGUAUCAUGCAAGUGUUGUGGUUGUGCUUUUAGCUGGUUUUGGCGGACUUGAUUGGUCGUGAGGACGUCUUCUCAUCGCAGCCUGCCAGCCGCGCAGCGU